Ectocarpus sp. CCAP 1310/34 is the source of this 2373-nucleotide messenger RNA. The record is from the annotation of a GenBank genome assembly. Lineage: Eukaryota; Phaeophyceae; Ectocarpales; Ectocarpaceae.
AUGAAGGCGUCGCUGCCUGCCUCGCCCAUACUGUCCCUGCUGGUUUCUCUGGUGCUGUUGGCAGAGGCCUCUGGCUUCGUUCCUUCCGUCGCCGCUAGAGGUGCCAGGACGAACUUGGCCUGUGGCCCGCCUGUGUCCCGUGAUGGUCGACCGAUUGCCACCACGGCGAUGUCGCUUGGCAAAGAUUGUAAUGCCGGCAUCCCUGCUGUCGUUGUCUCUUUUGGUCUGACGCCCCCGGAGAGACUGGCGGCGGAGCAAGCUGUGACAUCAGGUGCCAUGUUCCCGGCCGGGUUGCAUGUGGUCGACGGUUCAGCUACUGCUGCAACUGCGGAUAGCAGCACCCUGAGGGAGGCGAUUCUGAGAAGCUCGGGGCCAGCCGGCGAGCAUCCCCUCCCGCAGGCGCUGGUCGACGCCAUGGCGGACACCCACACCACUACACCCGCCCCCACCGCCAACAACAAGCCCAGCUCAGGUGCUGGUGUCUCCAGUGAUUUCAUGCCCAACCUGUGGUUGGUGCUACAGUCACCGACCAGCCUGCCUCCCGCUGAGGCGGAAGGACUCCCUGACUGGCUUGCCUUGUCGAUGAUGGAGGCGCUUGACGCUUGCGAGUCCGUCCCGCCGGCGAUCGUCUCCUGCGUUCCUCCUCCUCCUCCUCCAUCGCCAGCAUCAGCCUCAUCAUCAUCGUCGUUGUCGCCGCCGCCGGUGUUGUCCUUCGACGCUGCGCUGCUGGACAUGCCUCUGGUUGACUUGUGGAGGCGAGAGGCCAGGCGCCACUUCGCCGAGAACGGCCUAUCCGAGCCGCUGAAAGUGCACGAGACCGAGUGGUCUCCCUCGAGCCGGGGUGUGAACGUGGCGAUGAAUCUUGAGUUGGACGGGUCGUGGGUACCCUCGUCAAAUGCCCCGGGAGGGGAACGGUGGGACACAAGCAAGCUGGUGGUGUUGGACGGUCUUGUGGACGAGGACCUCUGCAGAGAGUUGCUCGAUCUAGUCACAGAGCCUGGAUGGGCCACGAAACCACCACCAGUGCCGGCGACACCGGGAGCGACGGCGGCAGCGCUAUCGCUCGAUCAGCCGACAUCUGGCAACGGGGGAACGCCGGUACGAGAACGGCCACCGCCGUCCAAGUGGGAGCGGGGUCUGACCGAUGUGGACGAGGAGGAGGAGGGGGGGGAGGGGGUGGGAGGGAGAGGGGCGGGGACAGGCAGCUGGGGCUUGACGGAGGAGGCCAUGGAAUGGUUGUGCCGCGACGGGGAGCACCCGGCGAUUGUGGAGCUCCAAUCCAGGCUGUGCAAGCUCUACCCGGACUUCGAGAUAUCGCACAUGCCCGAGGCGGUCAUGGGUUCCAGCACCGCACGUAUGGUGGCCAACGCGCCCGUUUACGGCGACCGUUUUUCGUGGCACGUCGACGCGGACCCGGCGGCCUUUCCGCCGUCGCCCUGGCGGGAUCACUUCGGGACCUACACCAACAGGCGCGUGCAUCGAGCUGUUUUUGCCGACUUAGCUGUGAUACAGUGCGGACCGGUCUCCAAUGUUGGCGCCCAGCUCUGUCUGGAGCCGGGGAUGCCUCUCUUCGCGACGCUGCUGAUUUACCUCGACGCGGACUGGCGGAGGGAGUGGGACGCGGAGACGCUCUUCCUCGACCCCCCUACCGGAACCGGGGUGUUUGUUAGGCCGAGGGCGGGGCGGGCCAUCGUAAUGGAUCAGGACGUCACGCACCGGAUUUCCACUCCAUCCCAGACGGCAAACCGACCACGGUACAGCCUCGUCCUGAAGCUCAUCUUCUUCUCGAAACAGCACGGGCGCUACGACAAUCGCUCACCUUCUUCACCGUUUCCCGGAAAAACGAAAACCGCUUCCGGUUCCACCCCCGAUUCGGCGGCGGCACCUCACGGAGCCCCCGGUGUUUCCCAUGCGCCGCCAGAGCCGUGCAUUUCCUCCCUGUCGGCCCUUCGAGCCAAGAGCGACAAGUCACAGAGGGGCGGCCGUGUGAGGUUUGGGUCCGCUUCUGAAUCAUCGCCUAAGCGAGCGCGUCCCUCGGGGAGGUCAUCGUCUCCCGAGAGCUACCCCCCCGCCACGGCGCCGGUGCCACCACCGCCUUUCCAGGGUGAUCCUGCUGCCUCUGCCGGUGGUGUCGAACCUUUGGAUGCGGAAUCACCGUUGGUGGAAGUGAGGCCCGUUGGGGCCAAGGGGAAGGGGCUGCCUAUCGCCAAAGGCGUACCCGUUGCGUUUUACUCGGGGGAAGUGCUGACGGCCGAGCAGCUGGACGACCGAUAUCCCGACUUCGAAGGCUCGGACUAUGUCAUGCAGCUGGGCCCGGACCGAUAUCUAGACGCGCGGGACCCGGAAAAGUCUAGCAUCGCCAGGUGGGAUUGA